Messenger RNA from Fonsecaea pedrosoi CBS 271.37, 1782 nucleotides. RefSeq lists its product as uncharacterized. Lineage: Eukaryota; Fungi; Ascomycota; Eurotiomycetes; Chaetothyriales; Herpotrichiellaceae. Bases 1 to 1782 code for a protein of 593 amino acids. The transcript has 3 exons. The record is from RefSeq and is a predicted model, not a curated record.
AUGGAUAUUGGCAGCGCAGUCAUAGGCUUGUCUGGGCUGAUUGCAGUAUUCGACAAAGCAUGCGAGGUUUGGCAUGUCAUCCAAGCCGCGAAAAACUUUGGCGAUGACGUCGGCGGCUCGAUUCGCCGACUUGAAGUCGAGUUCUUCCGUUUUCAAACCUGGUGGAAGGUAGUGUAUAAGCUGGACGUCUUGCCGGCGAGAUCUGGUAGGGACAUGUCGUACUCGGAGAUGCCUAUCUUGGCUACGCAUUUGUCCAACCCUUCUCAAAAUCCCAUUGUCAGUAUUGCUCAUAGCAUUUUGGGCAUCCUGCAAGAUAUUGAGGGUCUCCUUCGAAGCUCGGGUGCCUUGGCCGUCCUGGACUCUCGAAUCGCCAUGACCAGCUCUCCAGAAAACAGUGGACAUGUGUUGCCCAAGCAACUUGGAGACCAGAUCAAUGAUGCAAAAUCAGCAACGGAAGGGCUAAGCCGCCACUUGCUAUCUGCCGUUCCAUGGCGGAAGCGAGUGAAGCACGAUGCAACCCCCUGGCGACGAUCCAACAAGGUGCUUUUGGACGAUAAGCUUGACAAGUUUCAUGAAUGGAACAAUACCCUAUAUAGUAUUCUACCCCAUGAGCUCCGGGACAGCAUUCUUCGACAAGGUAUGUCGGGGCACCUGUUGGCUAAUCCUGAGGAAGCGAGCUUUUUGGCGGAGCUUGAUCAGGGAGCCAUAAGCCAACAGGCCAAGCUUCUACAAAUCCACAGGAAACUUGCCGAAAAUACCUCUAUGAGCUCGUCAGGGACGGGUGACGCGAGAGACAGAUUGAUUUCUUUCAACAUGUCAGACGUGCAGGUGUAUGACGGUGAACAAUUCUCGGUUGUACGCCAAUCAAAUGGGCAACAAGCGUAUUUGAUCGAGUGGUACCAGAUCCCAGAAACGGGAGGAGGAGGUGUUGAGCUGCGUUCGAUCGCCCGGGAGAGGCUGGCCAAGCUUUCGAUUCUCCUAAGCUCGGAAAAUAAGCCCUCGACACUCUGCGCUGCCGACAGUGUUGGCUACGUGGAAACCGACCAGUUCUACAGAUUUGGUCUGGCAAGUCACAUCCCCGAGGGCGCAUCUUCCGACAAGCUGCCAGUCACCCUGCACAGCCUUCUUUGCCGAAAGCCAUUUCCCGGUACCUCGUCUAGAACACCUCUUCCAAGCUUAAGUCAACGUUUUCGUCUUGCCUCAAGCCUUGCAACCAGCCUCUACACCUUCAUGCUCGCGCGAUGGCACCACAAACUUUUCAACUCCAUGAACAUCUACUUCAUGUUCCACAAGUCCGAGAGCAGGUUACCAAAUCUUGACAGCCCAUUAGUCGGCGGCUAUAGUGUCUCACGACCAUCUGCGACAGGAGAGAUCUCGAUAUGUGCGACACAGUCUUCGCUGUCUGAUUCUUACCUACACCCACAGCUUCGAGUACCCGCUCAGGAGAGACCAAAAUAUGCCAUCAAGUACGAGAUCUACUCGUUGGGACUGCUGCUUGCCGAGAUUGGCUUCUGGCAACCAAUCCUCAAGGUUGCGGCGGCUAGUUCGCCACGACACGGCCUGCACUCGGCGGAGGGCCUGAGAAACGCAAUUAUCCAGAAGACUUCCACCGACUUGGCUUGUUGGAUGGGGGAGCAGUAUAGAGAUAUAACCUUGCGUUGUUUAAAGAUUGGGGACGAGCUUGGUGAGAGGACUGGGGAUGGUUUAUCUGACUUCUACUGGGGUGUGGUCUUGGAAUUGGUACGGUUCGCAGAGCGUGUCAAAGUCCUGAGAUGUCCCUAG